AUGGCGUGUUCCUUUCCAACCAACCAAGCCAUCGUUGUGGGCGGUGGCUUAGGAGGAAUGUCCGCGGCCAAUACGGUCGUGGAGCACGGAGGACGCGUCGUCCUCCUGGACAAGUCGUCGUUUUGCGGCGGCAACAGCACCAAAGCCACCUCCGGCAUCAACGGUGCAGGCACGAAGACCCAGAAAGCCAAGGGAAUCCCCGACAAUGCGGAGAUCUUCACCCAGGACACUUUGAAGGGUGGCGCCAAGAAGCCCGAGCUAGCAAAGCUUCUGUGCGUCAACAGCGCCGAUGACGUGGAUUGGCUGGUGGACAAGUUCAACCUUGAUCUGUCCCUGGUCGCCCGCCUGGGUGGCCAUUCGCAGCCACGCACGCACCGAGGGAAGGAGCGCUUCCCGGGCAUGACCAUUACUUACGCCCUGAUCCAGAUGCUGGAGAAGGUUGCUGAGAAGACGGACCUGGCGCGGAUCAUCACGAAGGCCAAGGUCUUCAAGCUCGUGACGGACAAGAACGCCUGCGUGGGCUGCGUCUACGAGAAGGGCGGCCAGAACUUCCAGGAGUUCGGCCCCGUAUCCCUUGCCAUCCGGUUGCCCUUCGUGCCCGAGAUGGGAGGGAAGUGGAGGGCGAGCAGCAAGGUUCUUGUUGAUGCCGAGCUGGCUUGGAGAAGCUCGAGGCCGGUCGUCGGGAUGACUGGCGCACCUAAGCAAGACUCCCUGGCUGCAAGUCGGGAUUCCUUGUUCGCCAGGCAUCCAAGAACCCAGAGGACCAUCGCGGGCUUAGUUUCUAUAACACCUGAGCCACCCUUGCCGGCUCUGCCACUUCUGGAGCGGAAGAUGAUCUGUCCUCCAGAACCCUUCAAGAGGUCCGCCCCGGCGAAUACCCAGGCAUACCUCCGCCGGGAAGCAGGCGGCCCGGACUUUGCCGUGGCAUCUGAGGGUUCGCCGGAGGCACCUUCAGGAGUUAUGAGCCCUGCCCAUGCGCCCGGAAACAGUCCAUCUAUAGAACUGGCAUGGCGCGUUGUCCACGCCGCCGAAACUCGGAAGGCAGCUCUCUUGGAGCAGCGCGCCUAUGCGUUGAGAGUGAGGAGGACCAUCCCUGCGCCAAGCUCACUGAACACGACUUUUCCAAGCCAGAAGUCGGUGUCCAUGUCUCCUCACUUCAGGGACUUGGACCGCAACGGCGAGAAUGGCAGCCUCAGGCCACCAUUGCCCUAUGGAGCGUCAAGUCCGCUCACGCCGCCGGC
Symbiodinium sp. CCMP2456 is the source of this 1241-nucleotide messenger RNA. The record is from the annotation of a GenBank genome assembly. NCBI's taxonomy places the organism in Eukaryota, Dinophyceae, Suessiales, Symbiodiniaceae.